CAAUAUAAAAUUUCCAAAAAUCUAUAAAACAACAAUAAAACCAGGAAAACUGCUGGGGCAUUAUAAAAAACAAUCCAACGCCUUGGAAGCGUGUGUGUGUGUGUGUGUGUGUCAUAACUCCUAAAAAUUUCAAGCAUACAGGAAAAAAAAGACGGGGAAAAGGAAACAGGAAAAAACCUAGUGAAAAAACCAAGGAGGAGCGUGUGGAAAUCGCUGUGAAAAUGGCAGUAAAAAAGGCAAAAUGACCCCUACAAGCUGAAUAAAAAAUCGUUUAGCCAUCAAAUUGAUUCAAACACACACGCACACACACACACACGCACUCAGAGGAGAGCUGAGAGACGAAGAGCACCCCCAUUUUAAAGCGAAAUCAGCAGCAGCAGCAGCAGGAGCACCACCAACAACCACCACCCCCCUUUGACAAGCAGCCGGCACCCACGCCCCUGCGACAAGCGUUUAAAAAUAGCCACAGCUCUGGAAAUCGAGUUUCCCUGGAGUAUUGCCGUUCGAGAAAAUGGUAACGAUGAAUUCGGAGGCGGACAAAACACAAGCCACCAAUGCCAGCAGCCAAGCGGCGCCGGCGAAGACGGACUGCAGCAGCAGCAAGAGCAGCGAUCCGCUGGCGGUGGCCAUUUCGGAGGAGGCGCAAUCCAGUGGAAAUGGUAAUGGUACCGCCAUCGCCACCAUCCCUUCGCCACUGCCCAAUGGCAGUAAUAAUGGCGGUUUCCUGGACACCGAAGGAUCAACGGUCCUGGCCAAGGAAUCUCCAGCAGCAGCAGCAGCACCACCACCACCACCAGUACCCAAGGAAGUGACAGUGACAGUAACAGUAACGGCAACAGCAACAACGGCUUCCACGCCAGCAACCACCGCAUCCACAUCCACAUCCUCAUGCGCCGCAACCACAUCCAUAUCCACCUCGACCACUUUGGGAGGUAAAACCGUUGCUGCCACCACCGCCACCACCUCCUCCUCCUCCUCGGCCACCUCUUCAUCGACGGCGGCAGCGGCGGCGGCGGGUGGCAAGCAGAGCGGCGGUGGCGGCGGCGGCCUGUUGACUGUCAGCGGGAACCACCAUCACCACCACCACAGCACCCACCCACAGCAGCAGUCGUCGGCGGGUCAGCAGUCGGCCUCCCAGCCGCCCACGCCGCCCACUUCAUCGGCACUAGCGGUUCCCUCGGCAUCAUCGCACCAUCAGCGCGGCGGCAAGAACGAAGAUGCACCUAACAUAUUAGUGUACAAAAAGAUGGAGGCCAUAAUCGAGAAGAUGCAGGCGGAGUCGACGGGCGUGGCCGUGCGCACGGUGAAGGCGUUCAUGAGCAAGGUGCCGUCGGUGUUCACCGGAGCGGACCUGGUGGCCUGGAUCCUCAAGAACUUCGACGUGGAGGACGUGACGGAGGCGCUGCACUUCGCCCACCUGCUCAGCUCGCACGGCUACAUUUUCCCCAUCGACGAUCAUGCGCUGACCGUCAAAAACGACGGCACCUUCUACAGAUUCCAGACACCCUACUUUUGGCCCUCGAACUGCUGGGAGCCCGAGAAUACGGACUAUGCCGUCUACCUCUGCAAGCGCACCAUGCAGAACAAAACGCGACUCGAGUUGGCCGACUACGAGGCCGAGAAUCUGGCCAAGCUGCAGAAGAUGUUCUCCAGGAAAUGGGAGUUUAUAUUUAUGCAGGCCGAAUCGCAGAGCAAGGUGGCCAAGAAGCGGGACAAGCUGGAGCGGAAGGUGCUGGACUCGCAGGAGCGGGCAUUCUGGGAUGUCCAUCGACCGAUGCCCGGCUGCGUCAACACCACCGAAAUUGAUAUAAAGAAGGCUUAUAGGCGGGGUGGCUCCAGCCAUGGAACCGGAUCCGCCGGCGCCUCCUUGGCCAAAAAUCCCGUCGAGCAGUUGACCCGGAUCAUCGCCCUGCGCAAACAGAAGCUCGAGCGGCGGACAAUCAAAGUGUCAAAGGCGGCCGAGGCUUUGGUUGCCUACUACGAUCAGUAUAAUGAGUUCGAUUACUUUAUAACCUCGCCGGAGCUGCCGAAUCCUUGGCAAACGGACAGCACCGAGAUGUGGGAUACUGAGAAGAAUAGCAAAGAAGUUCCUGUGCGGCGCGUGAAGCGCUGGGCAUUCAGUUUGCGCGAGUUGCUCAACGAUGCGAUCGGACGCGAGCAGUUCACCAAGUUUUUGGAGAAGGAGUACAGUGGCGAGAACCUCAAAUUCUGGGAAUCGGUGCAGGAGAUGAAGGCGCUGCCGCAGUCGGAGAUCAAGGAGGCGAUCCAGAAGAUCUGGCAGGAGUUCCUGGCCCCCGACGCCCCCUGUCCGGUGAACGUGGACUCAAAGUCGGUGGAGCUGGCCCGCGAGGCGGUCAACUCGCCCGCUGGGCCCAAUCGGUGGUGUUUCGACGUUGCCGCCUCCCACGUUUACCAUUUGAUGAAGAGCGACUCGUACUCCCGGUAUCUGCGGUCCGACAUGUACAAGGACUACCUGAACUGCUCGCGCAAGAAGAUCAAGUCCAUACCGAAUCUGUUUGGGGUGAAACGUUGAGAUACGCUGCGGGGAUUCCCCGUCAUCGCAGUCGGCUAGGACUGACGGCCUUUGGGCCAGGGGAAUUACCAAUUGUACCAAUCAUACUCACCCAGUUCGCACGUUACUUAUUACUUAGUGUUAUAUAUGUUAUUUGAUUUACUCUUAAUGCCGCUGUGUCGCGUGCUCUACCGAUUUUGAAGGCGUUUAUUUUGUAAGUUUGAUUGAUUAGUUGUCAAAUGAUUAUGUGUUACCCCCAAAGUGCCACCCCACCUCCCCACUCAGUACCCCUUACAUAGUAUCCAUGUCGCUGUUUAGCUGGCUCUCUGUCUCCCUCUUAAUCAGACGAAAAGGAAACACCACUUACGAUGAAAAUAAGAAACUGCCAAAGGCUUGAAUAAGAACACACAAAAUAACGAAACAAAUACUGGAGGUUGGUCCAAAUCAAUGGAGAUUUUAAAACAGUUGAUUAACAGUAGCCUUUAAUUUAAAACUAGGGAACUAUUCCCCCACCGUAAAAAAACGUCUUGAAAUGCCUAGACUAGCAGUUAUUAAUAAUUCACAUUUAGCAAACAAAAGUACACUCAAUAAUUGUUUUAAACUCUCUAGCGAUUUUCUGUUAGGCCAACCUCAAUUCAAUAAACAACCGAAAGUGAAAAGAUGAAAACGAAACACAACACCAACAACCGCCGAGACCUUAUUCUCAUAUUCAUAAUAUACAAACAAAUACGAAUUAUUAAUUAUUAACCGAAAAGCAAAUCAAUUGUAAUCGAAGACACCAAGAAAAUAUGAAGACAACUCAAGAGGAAACCAUUAGUAAUUGUCAACUGUAACCGAAAAACACCAAAAAAAAAAAACACGCAAGUGCAGAAAAUCCCCAAACUUAAGAGGUAUAUUCAAAUUAAGAGAAUUAGCUUAAAAA
This is a messenger RNA of Drosophila elegans, 3434 nucleotides long. RefSeq names its product regulator of G-protein signaling 7 (gene RSG7). The coding region runs from base 512 to 2533 and encodes 673 amino acids. Gene Ontology annotation, biological process: intracellular signal transduction; G protein-coupled receptor signaling pathway; regulation of G protein-coupled receptor signaling pathway. The record is from RefSeq and is a predicted model, not a curated record. The transcript has 7 exons. Lineage: Eukaryota; Metazoa; Arthropoda; Insecta; Diptera; Drosophilidae.